CUCUCUCUCUCUCUCUCUCUCUCUCUCUCUCUCAUCACAUGCAUCUUCAUUGCGAUCGAUCCUCUCCCAUGGUUUAACCUCAAAUUCAUCCUCACCGUCGAUCUCACUCUCCAGAACUUUCUCGAAACUGAACCAAAUCGCGUAGAUCUCAAAUUAGGUUUUAUGGAAAUGGCGUCAAGUCCUCGCUCCGUUGAAGAGAUCUUCAAGGAUUUCAGUGCUCGUCGAGACGGUAUCGUUCGUGCUUUAACUCAAGAUGUUGAUGAAUUCUACACUCUCUGUGAUCCAGAUAAGGAUAACUUGUGCCUGUAUGGACAUUCAAAUGAAUCAUGGGAAGUGACUCUUCCAGCAGAGGAGGUUCCACCUGAGCUUCCGGAGCCAGCUCUUGGAAUCAAUUUUGCGAGGGAUGGAAUGAAUCGUAGGGACUGGCUUUCUCUUGUUGCUGUGCACAGUGAUUCGUGGUUGCUUUCUGUGGCUUUUUAUCUUGGAGCUCGUCUUAACCGCAAUGAAAGGAAACGUUUAUUUAGCAUGAUCAAUGAGCUUCCAACUGUUUUUGAAGUUGUAACUGACAGGAAGCCAGUAAAGGACAACAAGCCCACUGUAGACAGUGGAAGCAAAUCUCGGGGCAGCACCAAGAGAUCAAGUGAUGGGCAAGUCAAAAGCAUCCCAAAGUUGGCAGAUGAUCAAGGUUAUGAGGAGGAAGAAGACGAGCACAGUGAAACCCUUUGCGGGAGCUGCGGUGGAAACUACAAUGCAGAUGAAUUUUGGAUUGGCUGUGAUAUAUGCGAGAGGUGGUACCAUGGGAAGUGCGUGAAGAUUACUCCUGCAAAAGCUGAGAGCAUAAAGCAAUACAAAUGCCCAUCAUGCAGCAUGAAGAGGGGCAGGCCCUAAAAGACAACAUGUGAAGUGAAUAAUAUUGCUUUGUUGGUGCUGACAGAUACCGUAAUAUUGCCAAGUCUCCUGUAGAAAUUCAUUUAAUGGUAUAGUUUAUAUAUGACUAGUGGGUAAAAUUUCAGAUAUUAUAGUUAAUUUCAUGGAUCAACAGUUUGUGUUACAAAUUUGGCUCCUCUUAUUGAGGUGUUGGGAAAAAUCCAAGGUUAUAAUUAUCGAUUGAAAGAUUUAAGUAGUAGAUUUUAAUUUA
Molecule: messenger RNA, 1138 nt
Organism: Vicia villosa (hairy vetch)
Lineage: Eukaryota; Viridiplantae; Streptophyta; Magnoliopsida; Fabales; Fabaceae
Product: PHD finger protein ALFIN-LIKE 1-like
Exons: 5
Coding region: 163-888 (241 amino acids)
Biological process (GO): regulation of DNA-templated transcription
Cellular component (GO): nucleus
Molecular function (GO): histone binding; transcription coregulator activity; transcription cis-regulatory region binding
Source: RefSeq, a predicted model, not a curated record